Bactrocera tryoni is the source of this 2272-nucleotide messenger RNA. RefSeq names its product SUMO-activating enzyme subunit 2 (gene Uba2). The coding region runs from base 128 to 2227 and encodes 699 amino acids. Gene Ontology annotation, molecular function: SUMO activating enzyme activity. Gene Ontology annotation, cellular component: SUMO activating enzyme complex; cytoplasm. The transcript is spliced from 4 exons. The record is from RefSeq and is a predicted model, not a curated record. Gene Ontology annotation, biological process: protein sumoylation. NCBI's taxonomy places the organism in Eukaryota, Metazoa, Arthropoda, Insecta, Diptera, Tephritidae.
GCAGCGUCUUUUUCUGUAGAGGGUUUAUUGAAUCACACCGGUUUGCCUCAUUUUGUGUGCAAAAAUAAGAAGUUAUUGAAUAUUUUGGUGCAAAUUAAAUCUAUACAAUAAAUACAUAAGUAUUACAAUGGCGGCUGCGUUAAAUGGUGUGUUCCCGUCAACGCUGCAGGAAAAUGUACAGAAAUCAAAAAUAUUGGUUGUUGGCGCGGGUGGGAUCGGUUGCGAGAUACUGAAGAAUUUGGUGCUUUCCGGCUUUCCUGAUAUCGAAAUUAUCGAUUUAGAUACCAUUGACCUGAGCAAUCUAAAUCGCCAAUUCUUGUUCCAUCGUGAGCAUGUGGGUAAAUCCAAAGCACAGGUGGCACGUGAAAGCGCAUUGCAGUUUAAUCCAGAUGUGAAUAUUAAAGCGUAUCAUGACAGCAUAAUGUCCACGGAUUAUGGUGUGAGUUUCUUCAAAAAGUUUGACAUUGUGCUAAAUGCCCUCGAUAAUCGUGCUGCGCGUAAUCAUGUUAAUCGUAUGUGCUUGCAUGCCGAAGUGCCACUGAUUGAGAGUGGUACUGCAGGUUAUAAUGGACAAGUUGAAUUGAUCAAGAAAGGUUUAACACAGUGUUAUGAGUGCACACCAAAGGCAAAACAAAAGACAUUUCCCGGCUGCACCAUACGCAACACACCAUCUGAACCAAUUCAUUGCAUAGUUUGGGCCAAACAUCUUUUCAAUCAAUUAUUCGGCGAAAGCGUAGAAGAUGAAGAUAUAUCGCCGGAUAUGGCCGAUCCCGAAGCCAAUACAGUAGAUGCUGAAGAGAAGGGCGAAAGCGAGGAUAAAGAAGUCGCUAAAACCAUACCAGAAACAGAAACGGGCAAUGUUGCUCGUGUAAAUACUCGACAAUGGGCCAAAGAUUCUAGCUACGAUGCUUCCACAUUAUUUAACAAAUUCUUCUUUGACGACAUAAAUUAUUUGCUAUCCAUGGCGAAUUUAUGGAAAGAGCGUAAGGCACCCACACCUUUGAAAUGGGACAAUGUACUACUCAAACAGGAUAAUGGCGAGGGAGUAACUGCUGAGACCUUGAAGGAUACUACGAAACAUUACCAUAAAGUGUGGUCGCUUGCUGAAUGUGCCACUGUAUUUGCAGAUUGUUUGAAGAAACUUAGUGCUAGCUUUUUAAAGCUUGAUGAUGGCGAGUCGCUGGUGUGGGAUAAAGAUGAUCAGCCAGCAAUGGACUUUGUGGCCGCUUGUGCAAAUAUACGUGCUUAUAUUUUCGAAAUUGGGCGGAAAUCACGUUUCGAAGUAAAAAGCAUGGCCGGGAAUAUUAUACCAGCUAUAGCAACAACCAAUGCAAUAACAGCCGGAGUUGUGGUCUUGCAGACUUUUAAGGUAUUGCAGGGUCAACUCGAUAAAUGCAAGUCGGUAUAUAUGCGUUUGAGACAAAAUCCACGUCAGCAGCUUUUGGUACCGGAAAAGUUCCUUACAGCACCGAAUCCCAAUUGUAUAGUUUGUUCUUCCGAACCGGCCGUGCAUAUACGUAUUGACACUAAACGUAUGCGCAUUAAGGACUUUCGUGAUGAUGUUCUCAUUAAAACUCUUAACAUGGUUAAUCCCGAUGUCAUGGAGCCGAAUAAGGGUAUUGUGGUAAUAUCUUCGGAAGAAGGUGAAACGGAGUGUAAUGAGGAGAAGCUCAUGUCCGAAAUGGGUAUAGUCGAUGGCGUGGUGCUCAAAUGCGAUGAUUUCUUCCAAAACUAUGAACUUGAAGUUAUUGUUAUACAUUUUGAUGCAGAACGUGAUGAGUCGUUAUUCGAAGUAGCAUCGGAUAGCAGUCAAAUAAAGCAAAAGGAUAGUGAACCAGCUGUGAAAGAAAGUAAUGGCAAACAAGCAGCAAAAUCAGCUGAUGAAGAUGACAGUGCAGAUGGUCCAUCUACAUCUAAAAAAAGUCGGGCAACUGAAGUUGUGGAAGAUGAUGAUGAUGAUUUGUGUUUGAUUGAGGACGAUGAAGACGGUAAUGCAGAGGAAAAAGUUGUUGCGGCGACCGACAAAUUGUUUGUUACCAGUCCCAUUAAGGAGUCUCCCCCGCCACUUCAAAGUGGUGGUAAGCGCAAACCCUCUGAAAGGAUUGAUGACGAAAUUACCGAAAUUAAAGAUUCGGACGAUGAGGAAGAUUUUGGCCCAACGCAGAUUAAGCGUAUGCGCACAGACAUCAGUAAUGUUUCAUCGAAUGAAGUUAUAAAUAUUGAUUGAACAAUUUACAAUAAACAUUCAUCAUAUUCAUUAAAUUGCGAAAUA